CAAGGAGUUCUCAUUCGGGAGUUCAUUCUGAAGGAAUUUGUCUCACUCAUUUAAGUGCUUCCUCCCGCCAGAGACAUGGUGUUUUUGGAUGGAGCACCUGGACAUCAGCCGGGUGGGCCUGUCCAAGAAGAGCAGUCUCCAUUGUUUGACGACGAUGGGCCGGAGAUCGAAAAAGAAGCCCAUCCCAGGAACCUUCCGAGGCUUGUGGGUGAGCUGCCCUCAGACCGGACAGCAAGGCGGCGAGCGCUUGAGAGCCGCCUCCGCAUCGCACAUGCCAAGGUUGGAAUGAUCAUAGAGAAACCGAUGCUGCAUGGGAGGUGUGCCAUUCUUGGCCUCAUGGUAUUGGCCCUCAUCCGGACUGCAGCUGUGCUCCAAGGAAAUGUCCCUGGAUACUCGGUCUAUGCAAUGCAUUUUCUCACAACUUCGUCUGACAUCAUUUGCGUGAUUUGCAGCAUUCCAUUGUUCACUUUUGGCACACGAGGAACUUGUGUGCAGAAAGGAUGUUUGGGGCCCAUGCUUACUUUGGUCUUUGCCAUGUCCCUAGUAGACUACAGUGCCUUCGGUGCGUACAUGCUGGUUGCCACCCCUCGACCUUUGGCUCCUGGAUCCCGAUCGGUUGUGGAUGUCCUGGAAGCCAUGGUUGGCGUUUGGGAGUGGGCAUUGUUGGCUUCCGUGGCAUUGCAAACUGCGCUGUGCGCAUCCAGCUGGCGUGUGUAUCGAGCACUGCGAAUGGCCGGGCUCUAUGCGCCAGAGAAGCCCUCUGACGUCGCGAGAGACAGACAGAAGGACAUCUCCGUACUUGAGAUUAUCUGUGAGGCGGAGGAUAUUGACAGCUUAGAGCAGAUGGAGUUCAAUUGCUGUGUGAAGGGCGAAGAUGGGGAAGCCGAGACAGAGGUGGCGAUUGCGUCGGAGAAGUCUCACGGGACCCUGAGCACUAGCUACGGCUGAGUGGAUCAAUGAGGUGUUUAACCUGUUUAACCUGUUUUUUGUUUCGGAGGUGGUGAGGUGAGGUGGUGAAAAUGUGCGAAAAGCACAAACAACG
Messenger RNA from Durusdinium trenchii, 1042 nucleotides. Lineage: Eukaryota; Dinophyceae; Suessiales; Symbiodiniaceae. The record is from the annotation of a GenBank genome assembly.